ACCCGCGCCUCCGUCGUUACCGGCGUCUGUGCAGCAGCUGUCCGUUACAUCCUAUACAUCGCUUUAUUUCUGCUUGUUGUGCCUGCGCCACCCGGGCCGAGCGGAGCGCGUUGCGCAGUCUGGACGCAGCGCUGAUAUGCAGAGAAAAGCGGAGAGGCGCAGCGGGACUCACUUCUUUGAUGGUCGUGAGGUCCCAUCGCAGGCCUCCUCUGUGACCACCGAGGCUGUUUCCUCCUAGAAAAAUGGCCCGGGUGACGGAUCGCUUCGGAUGGGGCUUAUUUCUCUGAUCAGGUGGAGAGUGUCGCUAACAAAAUGAAGAUCUGGAGCACGGAGCACGUUUUCAGUUACCCCUGGGAGACGGUGAUCAAGGCUGCGAUGAGGAAGUACCCCAACCCCAUGAACCCCAACGUGGUGGGGGUCGACGUGUUGGACCGCAGCCUCGACACAGAGGGACGCCUGCACAGCCACCGACUCCUCAGCACAGAGUGGGGCCUGCCAGGCAUCGUGCGAGCGAUCCUGGGGACCAACCAGACGAGGACCUACGUGAAGGAGCACUCCAUCGUCGACCCCGAGGAGAAAAAGAUGGAGCUGUGCUCAACUAAUAUCACUCUGACCAACCUGGUGUCCGUGGACGAGAGGCUCGUUUAUCGCCCGCACCCGGAAAACCCUGACGUCACCAUCCUGACCCAGGAGGCCAUCAUUACAGUGAAGGGAGUCAGUCUGAGCAGUUACCUGGAGGGAAUGAUGGCCAGGAGAAUGUCGGCUAACGCAAGGAAGGGCUGGGAUGCUAUUGAGUGGAUUAUUCAGAACUCUGAAAGAGAGAACGUACCGCUGUGUGACAUUUACUAACUCUGGACUUACAGUUCUAUAGCGUCGGCGCUGUCCCCGGCUGCACCUCACACACACGCGGCCGGGGGUCCUCUGCAAACCGGGGUCCCUCUGCAGUUGGUACACACCCUGUCAGAGAGGUUUCGUGGAUUUUUCACCCCACGCCGCCUCUCUCGCCUCUGUCUGGGAUCAGCUUGGACUACACACACCGGAAGCCUGGACAGCUACAAAACGCCUUCAACACAAAGAGGCCGAAUGAUGAAUAGAAAGCAUGAGAAAGAGAAAUUAGAUGGAUUUCUAUGUUGUGAACUUGGAGUAGGAGUCAAGGAUUUUGGGCCCUGAGCACGGCGGGACUGGGUCACUCUCCUCUCCUUUACUUACCUCCUUGUAUUUAACACGGUGUAAUGAAUUUCGCCAGAAGGUUUAACAGUUAAAAGUCAAGGAUGCUACCAUCAAGCCCACCACCCAUAAGAAGCUCAGCCAUCCCUCUGACUAUUUCUGAGCAUCACGACCCCCUCGCUCUUAAUUCCUCGGUUUUUGACUAACGGUUUCGACUCACUGUGUUAAAAGGCGCGCCGGGAAACGUGCGCAGACUGUGGGGAGGGUCUUGAUUUCGCAGAUGCGACGCACAGACACCCCGUUGGAGCUCGUGAAAAACAAAAUGCAGUGCCACUUUGAAAAUAUGCAGGAAACUUCAUAAGAAAAAAAAAUGUAUUUGAAAUGAUGGCAUCCUCCUACAUGGUCUCACACUGUAGACUCCCAUAGCAGGGAGUUAACAUCAUAACGUUACUGGUGCUUAUGUGUUUUCUGCAAAAGGGGAACACGGAUGAUUUAUUUGCAUGAUGAUAGUAAAAAAAACAACAAUGGUACUAAUUUAAAAUAGCACACUGUAAUGUAUAACACUGUUUGAUAGUAAUUAUACACAACCUGAUGUAAUGUGUACAGUAGUAACUAGGCAAUUGAGUAGUCUGCUAGUUAGAGACUAAUUGCUGAUGCAGCUUUAGACAGGAACUCAGAAAAAAAAAAAGAAAAAAUGUGGGAAUGUCCCAUUAACAUUGCCUUCUAUGUCUUCUGUUAAGGCAAUAAUACACUGGCUGUUUUUUAAUAUGAUAGUUGUAGGCAAUAUUUUAGCUUCAUGGGGUUAAAAUCAAUGUUGAUUACAGAUUGAGCUUCAGGGAUCAAAUAAUGUCAUGCAAAGUGAGGUUGGCUGUAAACGUGGGCGUAACCACCCAUUGAUAUGGCCUUAAGACGAUGCCUGUGUAUCAUUGCCUUGGCAGCGUGUCGCCAUGCCUUCGCCACUCAUGCACAUUCUUCUUCUUCCAAACUGGGGACUCUUUCGUAGAAGCUACCUGUCAGCCCUGAGGAGCAGGGUGGUACUGUAUGUGCAAUGCUGCAGCGGGAGAUGCACCCCAUGUCGCCGACAAACCCGUCACGUGCUAACUCAUGUUUCUAAGAAAAAUGAAUAAUAUUUGUAUGACUGAUUUAUUACAUGGUGUCUAACAUUUGUUUCUCAUGUGCAAAAAAAAAAAAAGAGAUUUGCUUUUUUUUAAUUUUGUUUUGACUUUAACUGACUACAAUUGUCCUACGGGAGGUAGAGUAAUUAAAAAAUCUUAUUUGAG
This is a messenger RNA of Myripristis murdjan (pinecone soldierfish), 2447 nucleotides long. It is a transcript of the gene prelid3a, whose product is annotated as PRELI domain containing 3A. The record is from RefSeq and is a predicted model, not a curated record. The coding region runs from base 313 to 849 and encodes 178 amino acids. Gene Ontology annotation, cellular component: mitochondrial intermembrane space. The transcript has 7 exons. Lineage: Eukaryota; Metazoa; Chordata; Actinopteri; Holocentriformes; Holocentridae.